This is a messenger RNA of Botrytis fragariae, 221 nucleotides long. RefSeq names its product putative 60s ribosomal protein. NCBI's taxonomy places the organism in Eukaryota, Fungi, Ascomycota, Leotiomycetes, Helotiales, Sclerotiniaceae. The record is from RefSeq and is a predicted model, not a curated record. Gene Ontology annotation, cellular component: ribosome; cytosolic large ribosomal subunit. Bases 21 to 221 code for a protein of 66 amino acids. Gene Ontology annotation, molecular function: structural constituent of ribosome. Gene Ontology annotation, biological process: translation. The transcript has 2 exons.
AUCGACGCCGACUUUUCAAGAUGCCGUCCCAAAAGUCAUUCCGCACCAAGCAGAAGCUUGCGAGAGCCCAAAAGCAAAACAGACCCAUCCCACAAUGGAUCCGUUUGAGGACUGGUAACACCAUCCGGUAUGUUCAAGAUUUGGAAUGCCCCAAGGCAUCAGCACAAAAACCAGACUUCCACCUCUUCGAUUCCCCUUUCGACUUUGUAAAGUCGAGAUGA